Messenger RNA from Rosa rugosa (rugosa rose), 2280 nucleotides. RefSeq names its product scarecrow-like protein 13. Gene Ontology annotation, biological process: regulation of DNA-templated transcription. NCBI's taxonomy places the organism in Eukaryota, Viridiplantae, Streptophyta, Magnoliopsida, Rosales, Rosaceae. Gene Ontology annotation, cellular component: nucleus. The record is from RefSeq and is a predicted model, not a curated record. Gene Ontology annotation, molecular function: DNA-binding transcription factor activity; sequence-specific DNA binding. Bases 425 to 2056 code for a protein of 543 amino acids. The transcript is spliced from 2 exons.
CUGGACUUCUGAGAGAGAGAGAGAGAGAACACAACGGUUGCGGCUUCUGAAGAGGAAAGUGAGGAGUUCUCAAUCUGAAGUAGACAACCGCCGGAAUUUGAGCUGAGCACAGACAUACUUGUCUCUGAUUAAGGUAUGUCAGAGCUCAGCUUUCAGCCAAGUUUUCGAAAGCCUUUGGUUUCUAAAAUGGGUUUGGAUGAAUUAAGAUUAAGGUGGUUCUCCAGGGAUUUCCAGAGAGAACUCUUGGUGACCAAUGAUGAUUUCGACAGACAUAUUACAUAGCUGCUCACCGAGCAUGGAGUGUACCUAACUGCUUACUGAGGUUUGGCUCAAGUUUUGACAGACUGGGCGAUUUGAUCAAGCUUUCAGAACAUAUAUUUUGGGGAGUCUGCUUUCAGUUGGAUCAAUCAUUUUGUAUUUUUCAAUGCGAACAUCUCAACAACACCGAAGUACAGCUAUCCACAUGCUGCAUCACCAACCUAUGCAAGAGAUUGAUCCGUAUUCUUCACCGCAUUUCCAAAUUUUAGAGAAUAGUGUGUGCCCAGAUACUGGCAGCCAAGGCAAAAAUGUUUCUUUUCGGACGAACAAGGAAGAGUACUUUACCCUGGAAUCAACCCCCGUCAAUGAUGGUUUUAUAGCCUGUGAUUCCCCUUCAGCUGUUAGUGGCUUGUCUAACCGGAGUCCUUUUUCACCACAAGGGUCUCACUCAUACUCGUCUGAUCAUCAUCAUUUUUCUGACACCACGUCUGGAUCACCGGUAAGUGGAUGUUCCGGAGUCGAUGAUGGCAAUGAUUUGAAGUACAAGCUCAGGGAACUUGAAGUUUCACUGCUAGGGCCAGAAUCAGAUAUUGUUGACAGCGGCUUUUGUUGUUACAAGAGUGACAUGACGAGGUGGAACGAGAAACAAAUUGCUGAAAUGAUACCCAAGCUGAACGUUAAGGAUGUUCUCAUUCUCUGUGCAUAUGCAAUAUCAGAGGAGGAUAUGUACACAGCAGCAAAUUGGAUGGAAGUUUUGGGGCAUAAGGUGUCGGUCUCUGGGGAUCCAAUGCAAAGAUUGGGUGCUUACAUGUUGGAAGGUCUUAGAGCAAGGUUGGAAAGAUCUGGUAGUAUGAUCUACAAAACCCUCAAAUGCGAAGUACCUACAAGCGAGGAACUUAUGACAUAUAUGUCUAUCCUAUAUAAGAUCUGCCCAUACUGGAAGCUUGCUUACUUGUCUUCAAAUGUUAUCAUUAGGGAAGCCUUGCUAAAUGAACCAAGAGUCCACAUCAUCGAUUUUCAGAUUGCGCAGGGCACUCAAUGGGUGCCUCUCAUCCAGGAUCUAGCAUGUCAGCCUGGUGGGCCCCCGCUUAUCCGAAUCACAGGUGUUGAUGAUACCCAAUCAAACCAUGCCCGUGGUGGGGGACUUCAUAUCGUAGGGAAAAGGCUCUCAGAUGUGGCUGCAAAAUACAAUGUGCCAUUCGAGUUCAAUGCUGCUGCCAUGUCCGGGUGUGAGGUUGAACUAGCAAAUCUCAGGAUUCAACCUGGAGAAGCCAUAGCUGUUACUUUUCCGUUCGUGUUGCACCACAUGCCAGAUGAGAGUGUGAGUACUGAAAAUCACAGAGACCGUUUGCUACGGCUGGUUAGGAGUUUAUCACCAAAAGUCAUGACACUCAUUGAACAAGAAUCGAACACCAAUACUUCCUCCUUCUACUCAAGGUUUGUUGAGUCUGUAGAUUAUUAUACAGCAAUGUUUGAGUCGAUUGAUGCCGGUUGUCCAAGAGAUGACAAACAGCGGAUCAGUGCUGAGAUGCACUGUGUGGCUAGAGACAUAGUGAACAUGAUUGCUUGCGAGGAUGCUGAGAGGGUGGAGCGGCAUGAACUUCUUGGGAAGUGGAGGUCAAGGUUGAUGAUGGCCGGGUUUACUCCGUGGCCGUUUGGUCCGUCUGGGAUCGGGGAGGUCAGGAAUAUGUUGAAGGACUACAAUGAGAAUUACCGAGUUGAACAGUAUGACGGUGCUCUCUACCUUGGUUGGAAGAAAAGAGCUAUGGCAACCUCGUCCGCAUGGAGGUGUGCUUAAUGAUGACUGCAAAAUCUCUGUAACAUUUCUAUUUUCCUUUUCUGAUACGACUCUGAGAGCAUGAGAGACAGUGAUGUGUGUAGUUUUUGUAGGAUUCCAGAUUUUUAGCUUUCAUGCAAUAGUUCCUACUUCCUAGUUGUAGGCGUAGGCGCAAACCUGGAUCUCGUAAUUUUGAUGUAAAUGUAUGCUUGAAAAGAAAGAGAUUAGCUCUCAGCUAUACUUUA